AUGACUAGUCAAAUAACUACAACACUAAAUGUCUCAUCUGAGUCACAAUUAGAUUGUGCACUUGAUUUGAUGCGACGUUUGCCACCACAACAAGUCGAAAAAAAUCUUUCAGAUCUUAUUGAUCUUGUACCUGAUUUAACUGAAGAACUUUUAGCUGCUGUUGAUCAACCACUUAAAGUUGUUCGUGAUCGAACUGCUGGCAAAGAUUAUUUACUAUGUGAUUAUAAUCGUGAUGGUGAUUCAUAUCGAUCACCAUGGACAAAUACAUAUACACCAGCAUUUGAUGGAACUCUUCCAUCGGAUCGUUUACGUCAAUUAGAAAUUGAUGCAAAUCAAGCUUUUGAACAAUAUCGUGAAAUGUAUUUUGAAGGUGGAGUUUCAUCUGUUUAUUUUUGGGAUUUAGAAAAUGGUUUUGCUGGUGUUAUACUUAUAAAAAAAGUUGGUGAUGGAAGUAAAAAUAUCAAAGGUUGUUGGGAUUCAAUACAUGUUGUUGAAGUACAAGAAAAACAAAAUGGUCGUGCAGCACAUUAUAAAUUAACAUCAACAGUUAUGCUUUGGUUACAAACACAUAAAACAAUGUCCGGUAUGAUGAAUUUAGGUGGAAGUUUAACUCGACAAUUUGAAACUGAUCAUCAAAUAACAGAUUUUUCACAACAUAUUAUAAAUAUUGGUAGAAUGAUUGAAGAUAUGGAAAAUAAAAUUCGACAAACACUUAAUUCAAUUUAUUUUGGAAAAACAAAAGAUAUUUUAAAUAGUUUACGUAAUUCGGAAAAUUUUCAAGGUCGUAUUCGUUUACAACAAGCAAAUUUUACAGGUGAAUUACAAUCUGCUCUUAAUCGUACAAGACCAGUUGAAUAA
Adineta steineri is the source of this 858-nucleotide messenger RNA. The record is from the annotation of a GenBank genome assembly. NCBI's taxonomy places the organism in Eukaryota, Metazoa, Rotifera, Eurotatoria, Adinetida, Adinetidae.